Protomyces lactucae-debilis is the source of this 402-nucleotide messenger RNA. RefSeq names its product histone H2A-alpha. The transcript has a single exon. Gene Ontology annotation, molecular function: structural constituent of chromatin; protein heterodimerization activity; DNA binding. NCBI's taxonomy places the organism in Eukaryota, Fungi, Ascomycota, Taphrinomycetes, Taphrinales, Protomycetaceae. The record is from RefSeq and is a predicted model, not a curated record. Gene Ontology annotation, cellular component: nucleosome. Bases 1 to 402 code for a protein of 133 amino acids.
AUGUCUGGAGGCAAAUCAGGAGGCAAGGCUGCCGCAGCAAAGACUUCUCAGUCCCGUUCGUCCAAGGCUGGACUCGCAUUCCCCGUCGGUCGUGUCCACCGUCAUCUCCGAAAGGGCAACUACGCCCAGCGUGUCGGUGCAGGUGCACCAGUCUACCUCGCCGCCGUCCUUGAGUACCUCGCGGCAGAGAUCCUCGAGUUGGCUGGUAACGCAGCCCGUGACAACAAGAAGACUCGUAUCAUCCCAAGACACUUGCAGCUCGCCAUCCGCAACGACGAGGAGCUCAACAAGUUGCUCGGCAACGUCACCAUUGCUCAGGGUGGUGUCCUCCCCAACAUUCACGCCAACCUCCUCCCAAAGAAGACUGAGGGCAAGAAGGGCGCCGCCUCGCAGGAGCUUUAA